ACAUUUGGUAGACUGUUGGUAAUUGUUGAAAGAUUGAUUGUGCACAGUGUCAACAAGUUAUUGGCCUUUAGUCCAAUUUGUUGCUUUAUUUAAUUUUAACCAGUCAACAAAUAGUCAAAUCAAACAGUUUAACUGAUUCUGUUAACACUUACAGCUAACAAUUAAGUUAAUUGCUCACGGAAAUGACGAGGAAAAAUGUAUUACAUUCCGACCCAUAUCAUAAAGUGGAUAAGUCAACCCGUAAUUUGACUAUAACAGCCUUUAUUGAGUCCGUGAAAAAAAGUCAUCCCAAUUAGAAGAUUAUCAACAUUUCCAUCAGAGCUGAUUAAUUUAGGGUUCCAAUAGUUUAGGUCUUAAUAUUGGCCUGAAUUGUGGCACUUUUAAUUGAAUAGUAUACCGGUUGGUUAUUGAGCAUUUGUCUCAUUUGUAUGUCACCAUGAUCAACUUGACUGAUUGUCCGAUCCGGUCAGAGUAAUUUCAAUGGUAAUGAUUAACCCAUUAUUAUGAAUCUUUUGUAAGUGACACUUAUGAGACAAUUUUGAAUAUUAAUUAUCAACAAAAAUGAUAACCUUUCUGGUUGCUUUCAAUUUUACUUUGAUUCUCAAGUUCUUGGCUGGCUUUUUGGCUUAAUGAGGUUAAUUGUUGUGGAUCAAAGAAAGCAGUAAUCAGAGAAAUUGUUGAAAUUGUUUUUUCUGUUCAACUAAUGUUUAAUAAGUGUCACCAAAAUGUGGUUUAGCACCAAUUUGGAUGGAUCAAUGAGUUUCAACCAGCCCACUUUAACUGCUACAUGAACAGUAAUAGGGUAAAGUAAAGUUGACUCAAAGUGUUAAACCAUAAGCAAUAACUGUUUACAUGUUGGUGUGUUGAGUGUUUUUGUCUUGCAACUUAUUCGUCUUUAGACUCUUGCAAUUUACCGAAGACAAUUUAAUUCUAGGAAUGACCGUUUUCCCGAUUAUUCAUUUUCUCAGUGUACUUCUCAAUUUAACAAACGGAUUAAAUGAAACCAACGGUAUAACACAGUUACAAGGAUCAUCCUCGCUAUCAGCUGAUUUGGCACAAAGUGAAAUACAACCUUUUCCUCUUGGUCAUCCCUCACCUGUUGUCGAUGGAGUAACACCACAUCAAUCGGAAGGUUCCAAUGUUUUCCCUUAUCUAAUGAGUCGCCCUGUUUUCACUGAAUCCCUGAAAUCAUCUUCUGAACAAGCUUCAGGAAAAUCUGCAAAAGGUAAACAACAAUCGUUUGGAUGGAAGCAAGAUGAUGACUCUAAAUGGUUUAAACAUGGAGGAGAAGAGGAAUCAGAUAAAGAACGAAGUAACAAAGGUCAAAGUUCUUACCAGAAUGGUUCACACAAGAAAUCAUUAGGUCAUGAUAACCGAGAUUUCAAGGAGAAGUGGAAAAAAGGAUCGGAAUCUGGUGAACAUGAAAAUGAAAAGCUGGUUGAAGAGUAUAAUAAAAACAAGGGACGAAUGUACGAAAAGAAGUGGUCCUGGGAGAAGGAGCGUGGUUCAGGCCAUGGUUGGGAAAAUGCUGGUCAUAACGAUCAGAACCAUUCGAAAGGAUUAUUCAAUCAAGAAUACAAUUCUGAAUUAAAGUCUAAUGAAGGAAAAGAAGCUUAUGGCGGAGGAAAGAAAAAUUCACAUGCAGAAACAGAUUCAUGGGCUGGUAAACAUAUUGAUAAAGGAUCACGAAGUGAAGAUAAAGAACGAAGAGGAAAAGAUUCUGUAUUUUUCGAUAAAGAUAGUACAGCAAGCACAAGGAUGUCAAUAAUAUGAAGCAGUGGGAUGAUCAAUGCCAUGACAAAUUUGGUUACCACUGAAUGAUCAAUUUGCCUCAUUUCUAGCUUUUCUAGGAAAUUUACACAGUUAAUCCGCAAUGCAGCUAAUCUAACUGAUUCCAAUGUGAAUAUCAGUUGAUUGAUUUGAUUAAUUUCCCAAGAAAGGCACUCAUAAUGAGUACAUUUUCAUGCCAUGAUACAUUUCAAUAUAAUCCAAAAGUCUUUUGUAUUUGGUUUUGUAUUGUUUUUGUUAUUUUUAUAAGAAACUAUCGUCAUUAAAUUAUUAUGCUUUCAAUUUAA
Molecule: messenger RNA, 2075 nt
Organism: Tetranychus urticae (two-spotted spider mite)
Lineage: Eukaryota; Metazoa; Arthropoda; Arachnida; Trombidiformes; Tetranychidae
Source: RefSeq, a predicted model, not a curated record